ACACACACACACACACACACACACACCCAGAUUAACGCAUCUCGGACGCUGGCCGACAUCGCGCACUUACUUUGGUUUCCUCGCGUCAUUUCCUCGGCGUUUGUCUUGGCAUACUUCCGGUGAUUGUCCCCGGCCCCUCGGCCUUUGUUAAUCAUGACUGAAGCCAUGCCCCAGUCCGGGCCAGAUGCCGGGUCAGUCCCCGGCGCCCACCCUGGAGGUGUUCGCAAGAAGUUUGCAACACCACCAGCGAAGCUUGCUUGUCUUGCGUGCAGAGCCUCGCGAACUAGAUGCAAUGGUGGCCGCCCUUGCGCCAGUUGUCAGUCCAAAGGUCGAGAAUGCGUUUACAUGCCAAGCAAGCGUGGCGGCGCCCGUGUGCGCAAGAAGCCAAAGCAGAAUUCCGAAUCGGCGGUGCAACAGCAGUGUCUUCCGGAGGUACCCGAAAUACCUCAGGAGCCCAUCUCCAUCGAGCGCUAUAUCGAUCCAGGCGCUGGCCUCAAACAGCUUGGCGACUAUUACCCAGACAGUGAUUUGAUCUUUGACAGCUUGUUCAUGAAUGACGUCUCCAGUUACAUCCCAAAUGAAGCCAGCCUAAACCCGUCGCCACAACCUCCAGUGCCGACGGUGCCGAUGGUACGCACGUACAAGGACAACGUAUCAAUACUCAAUGCCUAUUAUGUUUACAUACAUCCGUACUUCCCCAUUCUUCCUCCACCAACCACAACCCCUCUGGAUAAUCCAGUGGCGCGGUUUCAAAACCAGCCAUCAGACUUUGAGGGCGAUUUCGAACCGACGUCCGCCAUAGCGCUUGCCAUUUCCGCCGUGCUAGCUCUCAUACCAUGCGCCAAUGAUGUUAACCAUGCCACCCCGGAAUCGCUGCGCUUCCGACGAACGUAUGCGCAACUCAUGGCGCAAAGCGCUAUUGAGCAUAUCGAGGAGGAGGACGAGAUUCCAGAAUCAUCCACGAUACCCCAGGAGGCCUUGUCCUACGAUGCGCCACCUUCUCCGCCGAGCCGAUCGCUCUUUCACCCUGACUUGCCCCAGGAAUUAGAAAAUAUCGUUGCGCUGGAUAUAUUGAGUGUCUACGAGUAUGGACAACGAGGAAAUCUGAGGAAGAUGCAGAGUCGCGCAGGCCAGGCAUUCUUUGAUGCGAUGGCCCUCAAUCUCCACAACUGCACGGAAGAGGACCGUUAUUCAGAAGCUCGGAGGAGAGUCUGGUGGAUGACGUAUAUAUGUAUCUGCCAAGGUUCGAUCGUCAGCAACACGAAGCCAACCUUUGCGCCGUUCGCAUCGACUUUCACAGCACAAUUCCCAGUUAUCCUAUCGGAUCCCGAGGCUUUCCCUGCUUUUGUCCAAGCUCAACAGGCCAUUCUAUCUGCGACACAGUUUGUAAUAGAUCUCAACAAGACGCUCAAGGAGAAUGGAGACAUGUCUAGAAUAUACCAACGAAUGCAGGAGCUGGAAACAACGCUUGAGCCCUUGAUCCUACAGUCAGAAGCUUUCGCGACGCGGCCAAUGACAACAACGACAGUCAACACCUCGGAGGAGCUGGUCGGCCACACCUUGAGAUGCAUGGCGCGCAUCAAGCUCAGCAGCGCCAGGAUCAAAGUCCAUCGCUAUUGUGCAUUUUUCGAUCUUCCCGUCUUUACCGGAAAACACUGCGAUCUCAAAUCCAAGAACGCAAACGAUGCCCAGGAACCUCGUCGAUGGCACACAUGUUCAUGCAGUCCCUGGGUUCCCACGCCUUCAACGACAUCUGUUACCUCGCCCGCCGACAGCGCCAGCCAGGCCAACAUGUCACCAGCAGCUAGCUCAAUGCAAGCAUCAGUGCCGUCCCCUAGAUCCGAGGUUGGUGUCAGCACCCCGGGUUCAGUCAUGACCACGUGCCCUUUCAGCAGCCACGAAUCCGCAAAGAUCUGUCUCCGUUCUGCCCUCAACAUCGCCGCCGAUUUCGACAGGAUGCCGUACCCGAACCCGUCGGCCUUGCCUCCGUUCCCGAGCAACCAUGGCGCGACACCAGGGGCCGUGGGCAACGGAAACGCGAGCGACAGCCCCGUCUUCUACCUGUCCCCGACGUCGACCAUCAUCGCCCCGCGAACCAUGCCAUCAUUUGCCUGCUGCGCUAUGCAGUGCGCCUACUCCCUGCUCAUGGUGCAUGAGAAGACCAAGGCGCUAUACCCAUACUCGUACCCGGGCCCAGCAACCGUCGAGGCCAUUGCUGCAGAUAGGGCCAAUGGCGGGCCACUAGUCAGUAACUUGCUCGUCAGGUUGCAGCAAGGUUUAAUGAGCAUUCUUGGCACUCUGGAAAACUACGGGACUGCCUUUGAGGCGCUGGGUGGCAUGCGAGAUCAAAUACGGAAUGCUAUCGAGCCGACCAUGGCAUUACAGUUCUGAGAGCCGGCGUGAGUUGGCAGAGCCAGCGGACGGAUUGCGGGGUCUAACAGCCAUGGACAGUCUCGGCCUGCAAAGAAGCCUGGAACCCUUUAUGCGGGAGUGGGGAAAACGCAGAUCCCCCAAGCAAAAGGGCCUCACGGGUCUGCAUCCAGAUGCCAAUCAAUCCCUCGGCUGCUUGGACGCAUUAUGAGGUAACAAGUACCUAAGGUUUGAUGUUUUGUUUCGGGGUCCGAAGAGGACAGGUUAGUGUACAAAGCUGGGCGAAAAGAUGGAGUUGGUGAGGUAAAGAGAAAAUAAGGGAUAUCUGGGGGUUUCCGAUAUUGUUUGUUUGGUCUUCGUCCUUAUUUUUAUCUUUCUUAUUUUGGGGGUGACUCUUUUGAUGUGACGAUAGUUGAUAUUUCUCAGCUCAAUUAUUUGCGCAAAUUAACUUUACCACACGUCUGUCGCUUGGAAGACCAAAUUAGCUACCUAGUUGGACUCUGCAUCAUCUAAAUAAUUUUGUCCAUAGUCAUCCGUUGCUAUUACAUUUUUUUCCCAUUUUUUUUAUUAGCUUGGGGAAAGGUGUU
This is a messenger RNA of Pyricularia oryzae 70-15, 2957 nucleotides long. RefSeq names its product C6 zinc finger domain-containing protein. The record is from RefSeq and is a predicted model, not a curated record. NCBI's taxonomy places the organism in Eukaryota, Fungi, Ascomycota, Sordariomycetes, Magnaporthales, Pyriculariaceae. The coding region runs from base 154 to 2391 and encodes 745 amino acids. Gene Ontology annotation, molecular function: zinc ion binding; DNA-binding transcription factor activity, RNA polymerase II-specific. The transcript is spliced from 9 exons. Gene Ontology annotation, biological process: regulation of DNA-templated transcription.